Messenger RNA from Diorhabda sublineata, 1365 nucleotides. RefSeq names its product E3 ubiquitin-protein ligase RNF181. The record is from RefSeq and is a predicted model, not a curated record. Gene Ontology annotation, cellular component: cytoplasm. Gene Ontology annotation, biological process: protein ubiquitination. Bases 149 to 592 code for a protein of 147 amino acids. The transcript has 3 exons. Gene Ontology annotation, molecular function: ubiquitin protein ligase activity. Lineage: Eukaryota; Metazoa; Arthropoda; Insecta; Coleoptera; Chrysomelidae.
AUAUACAGCUGAUGACAAAUUUUAGUUCUAUGGUAUUGCAAAUUUAAAAUCUGUCUAGUCACUUCACUCACGGUCUUUUACUUCAUAAUUUAUUUGCUAAAACGUAUUAGAGAAAGAAUUCAUAAUUCUCAUAAACAAAUUCAUUAAAAUGGCAGAUUAUUUCGGAGAAAUGGGGUGGACACCUUUGGAAGAUGGACAAGCACCAGACCAUUUUUUACAUUUAGCUCGUCUGUUUAGAGAUUUUAACAUGUUCGAGGAAUUAAAUAACUUGAACGGUCAAAAAUUGCCUCCUCCAGCUUCUAAAAACGUGGUGGAAUCGAUCCCAAAUGAAAACAUAACAAACAGUGAUUCGCAGUGUCCUAUAUGUUUAAAAGAACAUAUCAAAGGUGAAACUGCAAAAAAAUUGCCCUGUGGGCAUUUGUAUCACAACAAUUGCAUUAUGCCAUGGCUUUCAAAGACAAAUUCUUGUCCUCUAUGUAGAUAUGAAUUGCCUACUGAUGAUGAGGAUUAUGAAGCUUGGAGAAAAGAAAAGAAACGAGCUAAAGAAAGGGAAACAGAUAUUGAAAAUCUUCAUAAUUCAAUGUUUUCAUAACAAUGUUAAUUAUUUAUCUAGUUCUGUUAUAAUAUCUCUAGGUUCUAUCUAUUAUAUGAGUAUUUCACUAUAUUUAAACAGUCUGGUGGUUAAACGAGAAUUAAUUUGUAAAUUCUAUUUGAAAUAACUAUUUAAAAAGUUUUGUACUGGAAUUAAAGGGAAAACCAAUUUGCAGUAUUAUUUUAUGUUUCUCUAAUGUUUUAGAAAUUGGAUUCAAUAAAAACGAAAGUCUUGUUCAACAUUUAUUAUAAAAAUACAGAUAAAUCACAUAAAACAUUCAUCAUGCAUUUUAAAUACAUUAAAUUUUGUAUAUAUAGUUUUUAAUUGAAAUUAUUAUAUCACAGAUCCUCUAAGAACUUUCAAAUAUCAAAGUUUUGAAUAAAUUUUUUCAAUUUACGAAUGCUUUUAACGGUUUUUUAAGUUAUAUUUCUUUUGAAACGUUCGAGGAAAACGAUUUGAGUAAAUUUUUACCAGAAAUUUUAUCACGUAAACUGAAAUUUGGAAAAAUUACACCAUAAUACUGAUUCAUAGAUUUUCUUAAUUUGAUCACCUGGCAACUUUAAUCAAAGUAGUUCUUUGAUUAUUUAUGGAUGUAUAACAUGUUUUAGUAUAAAUAUAGAUUUUUAUUACUAUAAAAAUCGAUUUAAAUAAAUUGUUCUUGAGUAUUUUAUCCAAUAUUUAAAUUCAUUACUGAAUGCUAUGAUUUUUAUAUUCAAUUCAAUGUAAAUAUUUUAUUUGUGUUUACUCAAUUAAAGAAAAAUAAUUUGAAUGUA